Molecule: messenger RNA, 3406 nt
Organism: Enhydra lutris kenyoni (northern sea otter)
Lineage: Eukaryota; Metazoa; Chordata; Mammalia; Carnivora; Mustelidae
Gene: SLC38A7
Product: solute carrier family 38 member 7
Exons: 11
Coding region: 214-1638 (474 amino acids)
Biological process (GO): amino acid transmembrane transport
Molecular function (GO): L-aspartate transmembrane transporter activity; L-serine transmembrane transporter activity; L-glutamine transmembrane transporter activity
Source: RefSeq, a predicted model, not a curated record
AGAGAAAGAGCUGUAAGGAGCAAUACACCCUCCACCAUAGACCAUCAGGUGGAAAUAGCAGGUUGAGAAGAGCUGGGGCUCACAGGCAACCUGGGAUAAUAGUCCCAAACAGGCUGGUGCCGCCCUCCAGCUGAAGGUGUUCCCUCAGCUGCCCCAAGGAUGUGAUUGUGAGGCCAAAUCUGCAAACCCAGUGGGAAACAGGCUCCCGGGGCCAUGGCCCAGGUCAGCAUCAACAGUGACCUUGGCGAGUGGGGCUCGAGCAUGGACUCUGGGGAGCGGGCCCGUCUGCUGCAGAGUCCCUGUGUGGACACGGCCCCCAAGAGUGAAGGGGAGGCCUCUCCUGAGGGUCUGGGCAGAGGUACCACUUCCACCCUUGGGGCCAUCUUCAUCGUCGUCAACGCCUGCCUAGGUGCAGGGCUGCUCAACUUCCCGGCCGCCUUCAGCACGGCAGGUGGGGUGGCGGCUGGUGUCGCGUUGCAGAUGGGCAUGCUGGUCUUCAUCAUCAGCGGCCUCGUCAUCCUGGCCUACUGCUCCCAGGCCAGCAACGAGAGGACCUACCAGGAGGUGGUAUGGGCCGUGUGUGGCAAGCUGACGGGAGUGCUUUGUGAGGUGACCAUUGCCAUCUACACCUUUGGCACCUGCAUCGCCUUCCUCAUCAUCAUUGGGGACCAACAAGACAAGAUUAUAGCUGUGAUGGCAAAGGAGCCUGAGGGGGCCAGUGGCAGCCCCUGGUACACAGACCGAAAGUUCACCAUCAGCCUCACGGCCUUUCUCUUCAUCCUGCCCCUUUCCAUCCCCAGAGAGAUCGGCUUCCAGAAAUAUGCCAGCUUCUUGAGCGUCGUGGGCACCUGGUACGUCACUGCCAUCAUUAUCAUCAAAUAUAUCUGGCCAGAUAAAGAGAUGACCCCAGGGGACAUCCUGACCAGGCCAGCUUCCUGGGUGGCCGUGUUCAAUGCUAUGCCCACCAUCUGCUUCGGAUUUCAGUGCCACGUGAGCAGCGUACCCGUCUUCAACAGCAUGCGGCAGCCCAAGGUGAAGACCUGGGGUGGGGUGGUGACAGCCGCCAUGGUCAUCGCCCUCGCUGUCUACAUGGGCACGGGAAUCUGUGGCUUCCUGACCUUUGGAGCUGCUGUGGACCCCGACGUGCUGCUGUCCUACCCUUCCGAGGACAUGGCUGUGGCUCUUGCCCGUGCCUUCAUCAUCCUGAGCGUGCUCACCUCCUACCCCAUCCUGCACUUCUGUGGGCGGGCGGUGGUCGAAGGCCUGUGGCUGCGCUAUCAGGGGAUGCCCGUGGAGGAGGACGUGGGGCGCGAGCGGCGCCGGCGCGUGCUGCAGACCCUCGUCUGGUUCCUGCUCACCCUGCUGCUGGCACUCUUCAUCCCUGACAUCGGCAAGGUCAUCUCGGUCAUCGGAGGCCUGGCCGCCUGCUUCAUCUUUGUCUUCCCAGGACUGUGCCUCAUUCAAGCCAAACUGUCUGAGAUGGAAGAAGUCAAGCCGGCCAGGAGCCUUCAUCUUCGGCCAGACCACAGCCAACGCCAUCUUUGUGGAUCUCUUGGCAUAACCACUGCCUCCAGGCAACACAUGGCCUUUGCCGCUGGACCCAGGAACCCAUCUCUUCAAGCUUUGGGGCCACCCUGAGUCCAACAUCAUUCCCCUUUACUGGUGGGAUGACAUCUGGACAUCCUUUUCCAGGGACAGUUCUGGAGUGAGAUCAGGCCUCACACCUCUGGACAGAUCAAACCUGGUUUCCCUCCUGCUUUCCAGUCCCAGCAGUGUGAGGAUGGGCAGGGGAAGGUCUUGGGUCACAGAAGAACCUUCCUUGCCCUCCAACGCUCAAUUCUCCAUGCUGAAAAACACAAGGGAAGAGUGUCAGAACAUCUCAGAAAAAAAGAACCCAGUCUGACUUAACUAUGGAGAAAGAGUGUGGGCAGAGGGCCACCACCGUCCUCUGCAGAGCAGCCUGUCCUGAGCAGGACCUGCGCUCGUCACCCUGGGACCCCGUGCCUGCCCGUUGUCAGCCGCUUGGCCCACAGUGGCUUCUCUGGGAUCGGGCAACUUCCAAAGGUAGCACAAAAGUCAUACAGAUGCACAGAGGUAGAUAGAGUCAUGCCUUGUCCACCCCAUCCUGGGGCCUCUUUCCCCAAACCUGAGGGUCCAGGCAUCCCUGUCUUCCUCCAUUUGCAGACAUCAUCAAGUCUAAUGUUUACAAACGGUGCCAGCCCGGCUCCGAACCAGAGGCCGGGGGCCGUGCCGUGCUGCCACGGUGCUGUGAGGACUCCUUGGUUAGUUUUUCCCUUGGUAGGACGUCUGCUUUUCUCUCUCCGGUUCCAGGUGGGCCCCUCAAUUCAGAGGCACAGGUUGGGUGAUAGAGAAGGCUGGAACUUUCCAAACCCAUGAAGGCUGGGCUAGUCAGGGUCCGGGGGAGCCUCUCUGAUAGCUUCUCUUUCAGUGACUGCUUCUCUUCUGCCUGCUCUCUAGUCAUCUCUCUCCUGUCAGCCCUAGCAGGGUAGCCAUCAGAGAAGAGCAGCCGAGUUGUCACUGACUGGGCAACAUUUGAGUAUAGUCACGCCAGUGUGGAAGUUUCCCUUCCAGUCCAGAUCUGGUCUGCUCCCUCCCUUCAUUGUUUCUUCACCCCCUACCCCAUUUUUCUAGCUCAGUCUCUCCUCACAUAAGCCUGGGGGUAGUAGACCUCCCUUCUCUUGCCCGCUUCUGCAGCUCCAGGGGUCCACUGGGCCAGCCUCAGCCGUCUGUCAAUCACACUGAGGUCACACAUGGAUUGUGCCCCAGAUGGGGUGAGGAGGGACACUGUUUUCCUGAUCUGCAUUCCCAUUUUUCCUUCUCCGGCUGUUCACUUCGACCAAACCCAGGCAUUGAAUAGGGCUUCCUCCACCUGGAACUCACAGCAUUUCCUCAGCCCCUCCUUCCCAAAACCUCCAUAGCACAGGUGAGCGGGACCCCACCCAGCAGCCCACCACUCAGGGCAGUGAGCUCACAGGAGCAGAGGCAGGCUGGCGGCGAAGUAGGCUUCUGCUCAGUUCCCGGCCUGGAUGACCACCUUUCCUCACAUCCCUGUGCCCCCCUCCACCCACCCUCAGCCCCUCAGGCAAGACCCAUGCUGCUGCUUUCUCUCAGGCCCUGCAUAGUGCCAGGCCCUUCCAGCGCCCAUCCCUGCCAAGGCUAGGAGGUCCAGUCAGCAGGGCUGCAUAGCCCCCUGAGGUUGGAUUUCAGCUAAGGGAUGGGGGAUGUAAGGGGAGUCCUCGCACAGAAACAGACCUGUCAGGAGAAGGAGCUGGAAUCUGGCCAUUUGGCCUAACCUCAGGAGCCCCCUGCUCUGCCCUCCCUGCCAGGGUAUUUUUUGGUUUCUUUUCUACUCGUGCACAUUCAUACCAGGGAAGAUGGUUAAUAA